Laetiporus sulphureus 93-53 is the source of this 837-nucleotide messenger RNA. RefSeq lists its product as uncharacterized. The transcript has 3 exons. The record is from RefSeq and is a predicted model, not a curated record. NCBI's taxonomy places the organism in Eukaryota, Fungi, Basidiomycota, Agaricomycetes, Polyporales, Laetiporaceae. The coding region runs from base 1 to 837 and encodes 278 amino acids.
AUGACUGCUCGCAUGAAUGCUGCUGCUCCUCUGGCUGAACACCUCCACUCAACUUCGCUGGAGGAGUUCAUGGGUCAGCCACAUCUGACUGGUCUUGACUCGUUGUUACUGCGCCUGCUGGAUAGUGGCUCGACAGGAAGUAUCAUCUUCUGGGGCCUUUCAAUCAUUACGGUCUCAGGAUCAAUAGGGUGUGAGAAUGUUCCGUGGCACCCCCCUGAUAUGGCUGUUUUGGUAAUGGAUGGAGAGAACAGGAAUUUACGGCAGUCGAUGGCUACACCGACAUCGGCUUUUUUAUCUCACUCUAUAGAUCUUCCUCUGCUCGAUAGACCCAAUCAUGGCUUCGAGCAACCCAAUCGCUAUCAUUUUGGCGUUACCGAGCCAAAUGACACUUCCUCACCUAUAAAUAUCUCUUCAAAUCUGACCAUGCCUGAUCUCACGACAUUCCCUCAACCGAGCAUGGAUGGUGUAUCAUGCUCGAAUAGUCUUCCUCCGUGCAGUUCGCAUCACAUGUUCGGUGAUAUUCAUGCCACAGGACACGAUAACCCUAUUUCUAUGGACAUCGAUAUGGAUUCGACCGAGCCAGACCCAGGUGAUCCUGUAGACCAAGUUCUCGCCCAUCUUGAAGAACGACUUUCUGAGAAACACUCAUCUGCAGUGGAGCACAGUCGUUUGGUUUUCGAGCUUCCUCCCGAUUCAUUUUCAAUACCCCUAGCUUUGCAACGUCUGCAGACAGACGAGGUCGAGAUCAAUCAGGGGCAGUUCGCUCUGACUUACCAUGAUCUGGAAAUCUCGGCUCUGAUUGUUCAUGAAGAAUGGCUUCUCAGCAUCUACCUUUGA